AUGAAGUUGGAAACCUGCGUAUAUUCUGGUUACAAGAUCUACCCUGGACACGGAAAACGUGUCGUACGUCCCGAUGGAAAGGUGCAAAUUUUCCUUUCCGCAAAGACAUUCCGAUCCACUAAGCUGAAGCGCAGUCCAAGAGACAUCCGCUGGACGGUCCUGUAUCGUAUCAAGCACCAGAAGGGAUCAUACGGUCAGGAAAAUGUCCAAAGGAAGAAGGUGAAGAAGACGACCCAUACCCUGAACCGUGCCGUCGCUGGAAUGUCCUUGGAGGCUAUCCUGGCUAAACGCAAUCAGACAUCUGAUUUCCGACGCCAGCAACGUGAGCAAGCAGCUAAGGCCGCAAAGGAAGCCAACAAGGCAGCUCGAGCAGCUAAGGCCGCCAUGAAUAAGGAAAAGAAGCCCCUCCCACAAAAGGUUAAGCCGCCGAAGCCAGUGAAGACCGCCGCGCCCCGAGUUGGAGGAAAACGUUAA
This is a messenger RNA of Cooperia oncophora, 474 nucleotides long. The record is from the annotation of a GenBank genome assembly. NCBI's taxonomy places the organism in Eukaryota, Metazoa, Nematoda, Chromadorea, Rhabditida, Trichostrongylidae.